GCCGGUCCGGUUAGGGGGCUAGGACUGCAAACCCUCUCCAUCCACGACUGCAAGAAAACCCCAGCAACCCUCAUUCACUCUGCCUCUCACAUCAUACACACACACAUAUCAACGAGCUCUCGUUCACCAUGACUGCGAAAAACCGACACAAGAACAGCUCCGGCGAGAAGAGCGCCGCAUCCAGCCCGGAGGAUGCGUCGAAAAAGAGCCCAAAGAGUAGCACUAGUAACGGGGUGAGUGGCCCCGCACCCCAGGGGCCACGGUCGGGGAGCUGUCUGGGGCUCCUUUUUACCACUGUAUUUUAUUUGGGGUUGAUAGGAGCUGCAGGCUUUGCUGCUUUUCACUUGCAACAAGUGGUGGAGGAAAUUCGUGCCACAAGCGCAAAACAUGAAGAGAGUGCACGACAAAACGCAGAGCUGGGCAGCAAAAUGGAGAGUGUGGUUCAACAGGUAAGUGGAAAAUGAUGAGAAUCAAUGGAGGAGGGAUGAAGUGAUUGUUAACUAAUCAGCAAAACUUUCACUAAGAUCAAAAUGUAAAAUUGUUGAUAUCCAAGCAGUGUACAUCUUUGUUUUUGUCGUAUUAUAUAACCCUCCAUAAAGGUGUUGUGUUGUCAUAUGUUGUUGUAGCCUCCUGUGGGGGGCUGGGCAGUCUUGGAAAACCCUGAAUAAGGAAUUCUAAGGCUGUUUGUGCUUUUUUUGUCGAGUAAACAUCAAUAACAGUCAAGUAGAGUUUAUGAAUGAAUGACAAACUUCUGCACCAUCUCCUGUUUUCUUUCAUUUGAGGAAAACACACUUUCUGUGAUUGUUCUGAUGGUGCAGAUAAGGAUUAGUUCACAAUGUCUUUACUUUGUUUCUCAACACAUAUAAACUACCUCAAAAUGCCUGAUUGUUAUUUCUCUUUAAACAAAAAAAGAUGCAGUGUAAAUCAUCAUUUGCAAAUUACUUUGUUUUGGGUUAAUUAAAUUAAAUUAAUAAACUUCUUCCAGUCUUCCCACUUCCUAGAUUCACAGGAUGAAACCUUAUCAAGUUAUCUGCAUGACACUCAGAAGGUAUAAGGGUGUAUCUAUGCAACCCCACCAAAGUUAUAUGAUGACUCACCCCUACAUAUGCAAAUUAAGCCUUCAGGUGCAACCUGGAGUGUUGAUUCUCUUGUCAAGUCCUGUAAGGUCAAAGUAAAGCGUUUUCAAAGCAAAUGCAACAAAGUAAAUCUGCAAAUAUGUUUUAUCGUCAAGAAUAGACCACCUGUUUUAACACUGAAAAAAAUACCAAAAAAAUAUUUUGCAAAAAAUCUUCAUCCACAAGGUCCUCCCCAUUUUAAAAAAAUAUGUCACAGCUAGCCAAGUCAACUUUGUCAAUUGCUGGGGCAAUAAUAUUCAUUAAAGCAAACCCCAUGAUGCCGCUGAUAACAACUCAACUGUAAUGUCCUUUACUAUAAUCCACCAAUUUAUUAAUGCUUCUGUAAAGAGAUUUUUUGAAUUAUGAGCGAGUUUAAUUUGGAAAGUUUGAUGCCUAAAAAACAGUGCAAGAGGGUAGGUGUCAACCAUAGACUGUAUAUAGAAUGGACAGCCUCCUAGCUGGGUGAAGCCACUUCAAGAACAGCACCCUCUGGUGACAGGCUGCAGUAUAGGUCAUAACUCCCGCCUCCUCCAGCAAAGCCUAUGGAGCUGUGGACAAACUUUAGAAAUUUAUUACACAGAACAUAAUACCCUGUAGAGAGGAGCUUUAAGUAUCUCCUUCAGAGCUAUGAACACUCCGUUCUAUGCAGACGUAUUAAAGAUUUUCUGUCGUGCCAAAAUAAUUCUUAAGACUGUAGGUGGACAUCAACUGUUAGGGAAGAGACUGAACAUCUCUUUUUAAUAUGUUACAAGUGAAAUAUCUGAUAUAGAAACACGUGUGCAUGAGUAGGUAAAGCAGUAUCCUGAAUUCAGAAACUCACAUUGAUUUUUUUACCCCUGGCCUCAGGGUUUUGUGCAGUGAGUCGAAUUUUGACUGAGUAAUAUCCUGCUUAGUGAAGCAGGUGGGCUUGGAUGCAUGUUUAUGACCACAGUCAAGGUUUUUUCUUCACUUUAUAUUGAUUUUGACAGGAAAUCGUCACAUAUUUGAGAGCAUUUUUGUCUUACUUCUUGAACUUGUUUGCUUAACCUUUGUGACUAUCAGGAAGUGUGCAAAAACCAGAUCAUAUUUUGAAGUCUAAUGGUCUACCAAACAGUUUUUCCGUUGGACUGAUGAGCUGGAUGAGCGAUCACGAGCUAAAGCUGUUAUAUGCUGUUGUUUUUGCACAGGUGGAGUCUCUAGGAAGUGUUGUGAAUGGACUGGAGUCAUCACUGGGCAUCACACGGGUGGAGCUCGAAGGAGCCAUCACCCGGAUGAAGAGGGGCGAGGUAGAGAUGAGAAAGGUGGAGGAGGCCCUUCAGAAGCUCCAAAACAACUUACUCAAGGACCUGUCAGACAGCAUCAGUGAGGUGAAGGAGGCCAGAGAGCGAGAUUUCUCAUCUCUGGAGAAAACUGUAGAGGAGCGUCUGGCUGAGGUGAGUCAGUCCAUCAAAGCCAGUGUUGCAGAGUUCACAGAAGCUCAGGGAGAGGCGCAGAGCCAGCUGGCUGACCUCAAGGCCCGUCUAGGUGACAUGGAGGACCCCACGCUCAUCAAACAGGAGCUCACCACCAUUGUCAACACUGUAGCUGAAGUCAAAACCGCCUCAGAUGCUUCCAGCGCAGCAGCAGAUUCUCUCAGGCAGCAGAUCGGUGCAGUUAGGGAAGAGCUGCAAAUCCGUAACAAGGAAGUCGCCUCCUUGUCUGAGGAAGUAGAAACAGUGAGGUCUGUGACACAAGAGCAUAUUGCGAGUCUGAGGACGUCGCUGUCUGAGACAGAGACUGAAGUCCAGGCUCUGAAGGACAAGAGUGAGACCUUGGAAGCUGGUGUGCAGCAGGCGACCGAUGCUGUCCAGAACGCAGAGAAGCUGGCGAAUGAAGCAGCUGCUCAGGCAAAGAGAUCAGGGGACGACUUGGAGGUCAGAGUCAAAGCAGCAGAGGAGAGCGGAGAUUCACUGUCAGCCUCAGUAGCAGACAUCAACACAAGAAUGGAAUCACUUUUCAGCAAAUACGACAGCCAUGAAAGUGCUCUGACCAUGCAGGGACAGGCGCUGGAGAAGGCUCAAACCGGCCUCGAGCAGGAGAUGGAGACACUGAAGAGCAGCUUGGAGGAGGUCAGGGCUUCUCUGGAUGAUGGCACCCAGAGCAAGCAAACUUCCCAGGACUCCAGUGUGAGCAACCUGGAGAAGAGGAUCGUCGCUCUGGAGGGCAGCGGGAAAGUCAAACCAGAGCAGCUGGACAGCUUGGCAAACAUGGUGGCAGGUUUGGAAGCUAAAGCAGCGAAGCUGGAAGGUCACGAUAAGGCGAUUUCUGUGUUACAGAAAGCCCUGAAGGACACCACAGAGACCCUGGCAGGUUUGUCCAAAACCCAGGGAAAGAAGAAAAAGUAAGGGUUUACAAUUAAAGGUGAGAUAACCAAAGCAUGGACAAUAAAGAUUUCCAAAGAGUGCCAAUUGAUCAUUCAAGCACAGCGGACAUUGCUGUACCAGUUUUGUACAACUGUGUUUCAGGGUAUUGGUUUCAAGUGAUCCUGACAGUCUACGAUCAACCUACAACUUUCAGAUUGACCUGCAGCCUGAAAAGGCAAAAGCUCGAGAAAAUUCAGGAUCCACAACACUCACUGUUAUUUAUAGUCGCUGAUGGGUAUCAUGUAUUCAGUUUCAUCUUCAAAUAUGGCCAAGUGUUGAUGUCGACUUUUAUUUUGCCUUCUCUUUUAACCUGGUCUCCUUUAAAGCAGUAAAAUGUUGCCAGUCAAACUUCAGAGUGGACGAGUAACAGCCUUCAAGCUCUCCACCCUGAGCAUUACGACAGAGCAAAACUGCUGCCAUUAUUUUGUGGUGUGUACCUCACUUUUUUUCUGUUUUUAUGAAGAAUCUUUUCCUCGAACUUGAUGGUUGAUAUUGCACAUUUUAGUAGCGAAAAAAAAAAGUUCAGACAGGAGAGCAAGUCAGAGCUGGACUGCUGAUCUGUGAAUUCAAACUCAAACUCAUUCUGCACUGUAGUUUUUCUACUUCUGAUGUCUCUGGGGUUUUUUAAUGUUUCAUGCAAAUGUUGUUUUGUUGUUUUCUAAACACACCAAAUACAGUAAUGAGCUCUUUUGGAGCACUCCACUUUUUUACUGUUUUUUAAAACAAGAAUAAAGCUCUUGUUGUUGACCCAAA
Xyrichtys novacula (pearly razorfish) is the source of this 4249-nucleotide messenger RNA. NCBI's taxonomy places the organism in Eukaryota, Metazoa, Chordata, Actinopteri, Labriformes, Labridae. The record is from the annotation of a GenBank genome assembly.